Triticum turgidum subsp. durum (durum wheat) is the source of this 1872-nucleotide messenger RNA. The record is from the annotation of a GenBank genome assembly. Lineage: Eukaryota; Viridiplantae; Streptophyta; Magnoliopsida; Poales; Poaceae.
AUGACAUCCAAUAUGAGACCCCUUAACAGCAAAAAGGGUGAGGUCCCUUCCGAUGGUCGUGAGAACUGUGGAGUUUCUGACCAAGCUUUUCAUGGCAAAUGUCAAAGCUGCGACGGUGUUGGAAAACCAUCUUAUCCUAGAGCGAAUGGCGUUUCCCUGAAAGAAAGUGGAACAUGCAGUUUUAGUUGUGAUCAUGCUAAUGCUUUAUUAGUAGAUGGGCCCAAAGGUUCGCCAGCAAGGCCAGGACAUAUUGACAGCGCAGAUUGUGGUCAGCAUGGUUGUCUGCAUGCCAAGAAUGAAAGUUGCAUGCCUUGCAAUGAUCUGCAGCAAGAGUCUGAUAGAGAACAAGCUGGAGAUACCCUGGAUGAUCUGUUUUUCUUUAAUGAUGAAGAGGAUGAUGAUAUUGACUGGGAACCUUCUGCUCGCCUGGCUGAAAACAGAUGGUUUUGCUUGAACUGUACAAUGCCAAACUUGGAUGAGGUUAAACAUUGUCUGAAUUGCCAUGAGCUUAAGGGAUCUGAGGUAGCUGCUGGAUAUGAUGUUUUCAAAACUCACAUUGCGCGGGCAGCUUUGGUAUCUGCUAACACAGCAUCGGUACUGGUAUCUACAGCGAUUGGUUUUGAUGAAAGAAUGUUGCUCCACAGUGAGAUGGAAAUUAAACCAAAUCCACAUCCAGAAAGACCCAACCGUCUUCGUGCAAUUGCUGCCAGUCUGGCUGCUGCAGGAAUAUUUCCCUCAAAGUGCGCCUUGGUACCUCCUCGAGAAAUCACUAAGGAGGAACUCGUAAUGGUCCAUACUUCAGAUCACGUCGAAAGUGUAGAGCAGACAAAGAACAUGCUUUACAGUUACUUCACUUCGGAUACUUACGCGAAUGGACACUCGGCAUGUGCUGCCAAACUUGCAGCAGGCCUAUGCGCUGAUCUUGCUAGUUUGAUAGUGUCUGAGCAUGUCCAGAACGGCUUUGCGCUGGUGAGACCUCCUGGGCAUCAUGCUGGGGUAAAGCAAGCCAUGGGAUUUUGUCUUCACAACAAUGCAGCAGUGGCUGCAUUAGCUGCACAAAAAGCAGGCGCUAAGAAAGUCUUGAUAGUUGACUGGGAUGUGCACCAUGGCAAUGGCACACAGGAGAUAUUUGAAGGGAACAAAUCAGUUUUGUACAUAUCAUUACAUCGCCAUGAGGAUGGAAGCUUCUACCCUGGAACUGGAGCAGCAGACGAGGUGGGAGUUCUGGAUGGUAAAGGAUUCUCGGUAAAUAUACCUUGGAGCUGUGGUGGCGUUGGAGACAAUGACUACAUCUUUGCUUUUCAGCAUGUGGUGCUUCCAAUAGCUACAGAAUUUGCCCCAGACAUCACCAUUAUAUCUGCAGGUUUUGAUGCAGCAAGGGGUGAUCCUUUGGGUUGUUGUGAUGUCACUCCUGCCGGAUACUCUCAGAUGACGUCCAUGUUAACUGCUUGCUCAGAAGGAAAAUUGUUGGUUAUACUUGAGGGAGGAUACAAUCUUCGGUCUAUAUCCUCAUCUGCAACUGAAGUUGUCAAGGUCCUACUCGGGGACGGUCCAAGUUAUGGCACAGAUGCAGCAGCACCAUCAAAGGAGGGCAUGCAGACUGUCUUACAAGUUCUGGACAUUCAGCAAAAAUAUUGGCCAGUUUUAGUUCCAAUCUUUGCAUCACUUCAGGCGCAGCAGGGGCCGACUUCUUCCAAAUAUGGAAACUCAUCGAGCCCCUCAUCAGUCUCAGCAGCCCGGACUGGACAACCCGGUCGCCGACGCUACAUUGCCCCUCAUCAGAUCGACCUGUCCCGUCGCCACCGUCCCCGAGUCCCCCUCUGGCGACCACCACCAAUACAAGCAAGCCGCCUCCGGCAGCCAGCAACAUGA